Messenger RNA from Heteronotia binoei (common prickly gecko), 1300 nucleotides. It is a transcript of the gene HOXA1, whose product is annotated as homeobox A1. Gene Ontology annotation, biological process: regulation of transcription by RNA polymerase II. Gene Ontology annotation, cellular component: nucleus. The record is from RefSeq and is a predicted model, not a curated record. Bases 236 to 1255 code for a protein of 339 amino acids. NCBI's taxonomy places the organism in Eukaryota, Metazoa, Chordata, Lepidosauria, Squamata, Gekkonidae. The transcript has 2 exons. Gene Ontology annotation, molecular function: RNA polymerase II cis-regulatory region sequence-specific DNA binding; DNA-binding transcription factor activity, RNA polymerase II-specific.
GGCGGCGCGUCACCUUGAUGGAGGAGCGCUCGGAAUUUAAAUGCCACCGCCCGGGUGAUCCAUCACCAGGAAGGCACAGGGCAACUUGGGCAGGAGGCGCUGCCAUUGGCUGCCGCCCUCACGUGGCCGCCGCCUCACUGUACAUUCAUAUCAUUUUUCUUCUGGCCCCCAUGGAGGAAGUGGGGAAGUUGGCACGGUCACCCAGGACUCCGAAGAGCCGGUCAAUCGGUGAUAGAUGGACACGGCGAGGAUGAAUUCCUUCCUCGAGUAUCCGCCGGUCCUCAACGGCGGCGGCGACUCUGCCACUUGCUCGUCCCGUGCCUAUCACCACCACCACCAUCACCACCACCACCCCGACCAUGGGAUUACAACCACUUUCCAGUCUUGCGCUGUCAGUGCCAACAGCUGCAGCGGGGACGAGCGCUUCCUGGUGGGCAGGGGGGUCCAGAUAAGCCCCCACCCGCACCAUCCCCACCACCAGACUGGGGCUUACCAGCCUCACCCCAGCCUGGGGAUGUCCUAUUCGCACCCCAGUUGUGGGCCAAGCUACGGCGCGCAAAACUUCGGCGCCGGGGGCUACAGCCAUUACCCUCUCGGCCAAGAGGCAGAGAUUAAUGGGGGCUACCCCCAGUGCGCCCCUGCGCUCUACUCGGGAAACGUCUCCUCCCCACUGGUUCAGCACCCUCAGAGCUAUUCCGGGGGUGCAGUGAGUUCGGCUCAGUACCUCCCCCACGCUUAUGGAGACGAGCAACAGAACUUGCCCCUCACGAGUUACAGCCACCCCUUGUCCCCUCUGCACUCAAGCCAUCAGGAGACCUGUGGCUCACCUUCUUCGGAGACCUCCCCUCCAGCCCAGACCUUUGACUGGAUGAAAGUGAAGAGGAAUCCGCCUAAAACAGGCAAAGCUGGCGAGUACGGCUAUGUCGGCCAGCCGAACACGGUCCGAACCAACUUCACCACCAAGCAACUGACGGAACUGGAGAAAGAAUUCCACUUCAACAAAUACCUGACCAGGGCCCGCAGGGUGGAGAUCGCGGCUUCAUUGCAGCUGAACGAAACCCAGGUCAAGAUCUGGUUCCAGAACCGCAGAAUGAAGCAGAAGAAGAGGGAGAAGGAGGGCUUGUUGCCCAUCUCCCCCGCCACCCCGACCGGAAGUGAAGAGAAAGCAGAGGAGUCCUCAGAAAAGUCCAGCUCGUCUCCCUGUACCCCGUCACCAGCUUCCUCUACCUCAAACACUCUGACUACCUCGAAUUGAACGCUGCUGCUCCGUCUGUCGCAGUCUUUCAGGCAUAACACAAUC